AUGCAAGCAACAACAGGAUUCUUACCUUUAACGGAAGAAAUAAAGAAGAAGACUCCAAUACCACUUGGAGUUGCAAUUUCACCAACGACUCCAGGUAUUGCCGCUGAAAUUGAUGCAACUGUCGAGCAAUUAAUUCGCUGUUCUGCUUGUCAAGGGUAUUUAUCACCUUUUUGUAAAAUCGAAAACGGAAAAUGGGAGUGCUCAAUAUGCCACACACAACACCUAUACGAAGAAAGUGAAAUAUCUAAAGCUCAAUUAGCAAAUUCGAAUUAUCAAGUUAAUAUACGGAAAAAUCCAGAAAUGGGACAAUUCAUAUGCAUUUACUUUUCAACCGAUUUUAAUGAAAGUGAUUUCAAUAGAAAUAAACAGGCAUUAACUGGUUUAUUGCGCUAUCUUCCAAAAGAUGCGAGAUGCAUUAUAUUUAUUGGCAGUGAACAAUAUCCUAUUGCUUUGCUUGUUCCACCACAAAAGUUUGAAUGCUUUUCAUUGAAUUCUGAAAAUACAGAUGAUCAAAUUGCUCCAGACGCUUAUUCUGUGACCACAACAGAACCAAACAAAGAAAAUACAGAACUUCAUGUUGCUUGCAUCGCCAAAUUCAGUUCAUUUAAUGCGAUUUUAGGCUUAGAUUUGGCAAAAUUCUUCUUUACUCAAGAAACAAUUCCAGCUGCCGAAAGAGCCCUUGCUAAGAUAUCACGUAGUAAAGAUAAAACCCCUGUAAUUAAGUCAAUUGAGCUUGCAGGAACUCUUGCAAACGCAUUUACUCCAUCUCCUUUACGUUUCAUAUCAUUUGUCGACCAAAUACCUCGUACACCUCCAAUUCUCGAAGCAUUACGUAAAUUCCUUGUUCGUCUCGAUUAUGUUGUUACAAAUUACACAAAAUGCAUUCCAGAUAUGGCCAAAGUGCUUCAAGGCGAGAUAUACAUCCUCUCAAAUGAAAAUCCUGGUGGCCAGGGAAUGAAUAUCGCGAGAUCUACUUCUGCAUACCAAUUAGUUUCAAGAUGCAGAGGCCACAGAUGCGCAACUGAAUGGAAACAAGCACCUAAUCAUCUUUCCGAGGUACAAGAGCAAGUAAUCUUUUUGCCUGUCUUGAUUUCAGAUAAUCAACCUUUGGCUUUAGAGAUUGUUCCACUUCCGAACCAGCCAUCAUACGUAUUCCAACUCACUGCUAAAUAUUACAUCAGCGAACCUGAUAAUACAGCUUUUAUUUUCAGAGUUAUGAAUUUCGAAAUAAAAUCUACAGGAAAACUCCAAGAAUACGUAAGUUCCGUAAAUUGGAAUGUGGCCCUUUGGUUCUGGAUGCAUAAAGUCUUCGAAAAAUACCAAAGAGAAGCUGUAUCAGCUUUAAUGAGAGGAGCAGCGAACGUUAUUGCAGAGGUUGGCGAUGUAAGUGAAGAUCUCAAGAGGGCGGUUUGUUCUACACGUCAUCUUUACGCUUUGGGCUCAGAUCCGAUUAUGAAAUACAUCGGAGGCCAAUUAAUGUUCACGACUGUUCCGGAAUCACUUAAUAUAGUUCCUAAAAUCAUUGUUAAUAACGGAAAGAAGAUUGUUCUUUCAGCAAAUGGAGUAUAUGAAGAUUCUCCUGAUGGAACUUCAUUUUCGGAAGAAGCCAUUGCAUACCAGAGCAAAUAUCCUAUUUAUUUGCCAAUUAUCACACCAAUUGAUAAGAAUUUGGCUGAGAUUGACCAAGAAUAUCUUGGAAUCUUGGACAAACUUGUAAGAUCGCUUCAGAACUAA
Trichomonas vaginalis G3 is the source of this 1734-nucleotide messenger RNA. RefSeq names its product SEC24-related protein family. Gene Ontology annotation, cellular component: COPII vesicle coat; endoplasmic reticulum exit site. The record is from RefSeq and is a predicted model, not a curated record. Gene Ontology annotation, molecular function: zinc ion binding; SNARE binding. The transcript has a single exon. Gene Ontology annotation, biological process: endoplasmic reticulum to Golgi vesicle-mediated transport; COPII-coated vesicle cargo loading; intracellular protein transport. NCBI's taxonomy places the organism in Eukaryota, Parabasalia, Trichomonadida, Trichomonadidae. Bases 1 to 1734 code for a protein of 577 amino acids.